This is a messenger RNA of Microtus ochrogaster (prairie vole), 934 nucleotides long. It is a transcript of the gene C9H11orf58, whose product is annotated as chromosome 9 C11orf58 homolog. The record is from RefSeq and is a predicted model, not a curated record. NCBI's taxonomy places the organism in Eukaryota, Metazoa, Chordata, Mammalia, Rodentia, Cricetidae.
CAGUGACGACUGUGGCGGAGAAGGCCCGGAGGGGCUCUGCGUUCUGGAGUGGCGCUGCUUGGGCCGGUGGCUGAGUGAGGGCAACUGGUGUCGUAAUUGAGGAGAGCUGCGAGUGUGUUCGGCAUAUCCCGGUCGGGAUCCCAGCCACGAUGAGUGCUGCCCGGGAGUCUCACCCACACGGGGUGAAGCGUUCAGCCUCCCCCGACGACGAUCUUGGAUCUAGCAAUUGGGAAGCAGCGGACUUGGGCAAUGAAGAGAGAAAACAAAAGUUCUUGAGACUUAUGGGUGCAGGAAAGAAAGAACACACUGGUCGUCUUGUUAUAGGAGAUCACAAAUCAACAUCUCACUUCCGAACAGGGGAAGAAGACAAGAAAAUUAAUGAAGAACUGGAGUCUCAGUACCAGCAGAGCAUGGACAGUAAACUCUCAGGCCGGUACCGGCGGCACUGUGGACUUGGCUUCAGCGAGGUAGAAGAUCAUGAUGGGGAAGGUGAUGUGGCUGGAGAUGACGAUGACGACUCACCUGAUGCUGAGAGUCCAGAUGACUCGGACAGUGAUUCUGAGUCUGAGAAGGAAGAGUCUGCAGAAGAACUCCACGCUGCUGAGCAUCCUGAUGAUGCAGAAGACCCGAAGAGCAAAAAAGAUGCCAAGAGCAAUUAUAAGAUGAUGUUUGUCAAGUCCAGCGGCUCAUAACUAUUAAACAUUUAGUCUUUGUAUUAAAAGUAAGCCUUAUUGUUAUAAUGCACAGUGGAGGACUGCUUAUAGAGCACAGACCUUUGUAUUAUAAUUUUUAAAAAGGCCCUUUUAAAUAACUACAAAGAGUGUUUGCUUUCAAAUGCCAUGGGUUACACUUUUCCAGGCAUGACUAUAACCAUUUUUGUAAAGAGUCAGAGUUGUAAAAAUGAGAAAUAAAUACUGUACUCAGCUUCCUUCCA